Messenger RNA from Ceraceosorus guamensis, 1122 nucleotides. RefSeq names its product DUF803-domain-containing protein. Gene Ontology annotation, biological process: magnesium ion transport. The record is from RefSeq and is a predicted model, not a curated record. The transcript is spliced from 6 exons. Gene Ontology annotation, cellular component: membrane. NCBI's taxonomy places the organism in Eukaryota, Fungi, Basidiomycota, Exobasidiomycetes, Ceraceosorales, Ceraceosoraceae. Gene Ontology annotation, molecular function: magnesium ion transmembrane transporter activity. The annotation marks the transcript as partial.
AUGCCAGAGUCGGAUGCUCAGUCCACCUUUAUCGGCGUCGCCAUCUGUCUGUGCGCAAAUGUCGUCAUCUCGCUUGCACUCAACUGUCAGAAGCUGGCCCACGUCAGGAUUCAGCAGGAUGGCGAACACGAUGCGGACCAGGGCGAAACUUUCUCCAGAGCAAAGCAGACUGCUCAGCGCGAGCACCUUCCGCUCUUGGCCCCGACCAACGCGGCGAACGGGUCAGGCACGCUGGACUAUGGCAGCAGCGGGUCACAAGGUGGGACCCAGACAAGCUGCGAGCGUUCCUCGCCGAAUGAGAGCAGAUCGCGCUCAUCAGCUUCACCGACAAAGCCCAGAAAGAACCGCCGCUCAGACUCGAGUCCCACCACAGACUAUCUGCGCAGCAAACUUUGGUGGCUAGGUAUGGGGCUGAUGGUUCUGGGAGAGAGCGGCAACUUCUUGUCGUACGGUUUUGCUCCAGCAUCUUUGGUGGCGCCUCUCGGAGCUGUCGCGCUGCUUUCGAACGUCAUCGUUUCGCCAAUCUUGUUGCAUGAACGGUUCAGACCGAGUGACCUGAUCGGUAUCGCCUUUGCAAUUCUGGGCAGUGUCACCGUCGUGUUUGCAUCGAAAGACAGGGAUGUGCGGCUAGGCCCAGGUCAGCUUUGGGACGCCAUGAAGCGCUUGGAAUUUGUCAUCUACUCUGCGAUCGCGUGUGGAUCUGGCGCGCUUCUAGCUUGGCUGAGCACCACUCAAUGGGCAGACGAAUUGGUCUUGAUCGACGUUGGUGUCUGCGCCAUAUUCGGCGGCUUUACGGUGCUCAGUACAAAGUCACUAUCCGGGCUGCUCUCUGGCGGACCUCCGUUCGAGCUGCUCAAGUACCCCAUCACUUACGGGCUCAUCGCGGUGCUAGCGGGCACAGCGGUUCUGCAGCUGACGUAUCUGAAUCGGGCGUUGCAACGCUUUGAUUCGCGAGAAGUCAUUCCUUCACAAUACGUGCUCUUUACGCUGUCAGCCAUCACUGGAGCAGCGAUCCUCUUCAGGGAUUUUGAAGACGUCGACGCGCACAGACUCAUCAACUUCUUGUUCGGAGUUCUCUGCCUCUUCAGUGGGGUAUUCCUUCUUACUCGGCAAUCUUCCGAC